Synchiropus splendidus (mandarinfish) is the source of this 5012-nucleotide messenger RNA. It is a transcript of the gene wdr93, whose product is annotated as WD repeat domain 93. The record is from RefSeq and is a predicted model, not a curated record. Gene Ontology annotation, molecular function: protein binding. The transcript is spliced from 16 exons. The coding region runs from base 154 to 1830 and encodes 558 amino acids. Gene Ontology annotation, biological process: electron transport chain. Lineage: Eukaryota; Metazoa; Chordata; Actinopteri; Syngnathiformes; Callionymidae.
CUUGAACGCACCAUCACCAGGUAGCAUGGCUCCUGAACGGUCAAUAAUGUUUGAUUCUCGAUUGUUGUUUCAAGUGAAAGAUUUCACAUUUUGCGACGUAUAAUUUAAGUGUUUUGAUGAACGGAAACCAAUCGAUAAUACAACAGGUUGACCAUGGAUAACAAGAGACGAGGACAGGGUUCGGGGAUUGUCGCCAAUUUAACGGACCGAGGCAAACCCCAAAGAACCACCUACAAGCUCUCCACUUCCAAACCGCUUCCAGACAACACCAACUGCAUGGCCUGUUCAGACGACGGAGGCUUUCUCACUCUGGGUCACUCCUCCGGCGUGUCGGUGUGGUGCGUGCACACCAUGAGGAGCAUGGCCGACUGGCUGCAGGAGGAGACGGAGGUGACGUCCAUCAAGAUGACCAACGUGUGCGAGGCCUUUUACAUGGUCGGCAGUGUGGACAACAUGGGAGUCAUGAGAAUUUUCCUCUAUCAUGGAAAAGACCUUUUCCUGGUCAGUGUUCUGAACAGCAUGCAAAACAUCAACAAGAGAAACGUGUGCUUGACGUUCGAGCUCUUCAAAGGAGGCGACUAUGGCGCGGCGUCAGUCCGGUGUAUGAGUGACACCUGGCUGGAGGUCUAUCGCUUCCCAUCCGAGGAUUGGAUCCGGGAGUUUGAGGCAGCAGCUGCCCGGAAAGAGGAGGAGUCGGAGUCCUUCGUCCCGGAAACCUUGAAGUGGUCUCCCGUCUCCGUUGAGCUGAAGAUCUUCCCUCCCAAAAUCCCUCCAGUGAGGGCAGACGACGCCACCAAAAUCAUCACCUUCUGUUUGUCUCUGGAUGAGCUGGAUGAAGGCUUGAGAACUUGCACCCACCACUUCCUGCUCCCCUGCGGCUCCUGUCCUGCAGAUGUUCACGUCAAGUCAGGACUUCCUGCUGCCGUCUGCAUGUGGUGGAGCGGCAGCCACAACCUCCUGCAGUACUUCUUCCACAAGUCGGAUCAAACAACAGCUGUGGACCUGAAGCCGGACAUCACUUGGCCACACACCAAUGAAAUCACCUGCUCUGCCGUCAGCCGCUGCUUUCGCUUCGUGGCUGUGGGGCUGAGCAACGCUGUGGUGUGUGUGUGGGACCGACUGGCCGGCUCUCCCCUCUCCGUCUCCUCCAUCCCGACGCAGACCUCCCUGCUGCGGGUGCAGUUUGUGGAUUACUGGCCCGUGUGCGCCGACGACUACCAGUCCACCACACUGGAUGAGAACCACCUCAUGGCUCUGUGCAAAAACGGAGCCAUCUUCUCCAUCACUGUAGGACGAGGAGCCAAGUCCAUCACCACUGAGCUGCCAGACAAGCCUCAAAACAAAGGAGACAUGCCCACCAUCACCGAGUCGGUGCAGUUCCUGCGUGGCCUGUUGCUGGUGUGGCACCGGGACGGGAAAAUCCUCUUGGAAGACGUGAUUCACAACACCCCGCUGUGCGCGCUGCUCCGCCCUGCGUCUCACCACAUCGCCUCCCCCUGCACUCCAGUCUACGCUCUCAACGCCAAGCAGCACUCGCUGUACAUCCGCGGUGACCCGCACCAGCGCCGGGGCUGCUCGGCCAAGAAAGAAAACCACAGUGUUCUUCUGACCUUCCACUUCGGAGAGUCGCACGUCAUCAAGCACUACAUCGCCUCCCACCCGCCGUCGCCGCCGCGCAUGAAGAAGCUGAGCUUCGAGGACCUGAAGGAAGACUUCUCUUUCUACCUGCAGGAACGCGUGUUGUCCGUGGACGAGCGUCACGCUGCCAUCAAACACACGUGGGAGCACCUGCAGCAGAGGCGAGAGAACGCUGCCGCUCCGCACAAGUAGCUGCUCCACCCCGACACCUUGACUCUGUAAGUCUCAGUACAUGAUCCAUGAAUCACAUGAAGCCCUUCACAUAACCCGGGCUGCUGGUUCAGCCACGUGUGGUGUCAGGAGAGGUCAGAGAAGAAGGAAGAAACAAACUGCUGUGUAUUAACUCUUUGAUGACCGUUCCAUGUUUAUUGAAUAGAGUGGAUAAGAUGUAGAACAGUUAACACUGUUCAUGAAAGCACCUGUCGAAGCAGUUUUGAAAAUAAAUUAUAACACUUCAUGGCGAUACUUUCAUUAACACUUCACUUAUAUGUUCUUUGGAGAGUUUUUCCAAAUUUCUCAACAGUUUGUAUCAAGUGUAUUUUUUCUGUUUUGUUUUUUUUUAGUAAAUUUUAUCAAUACGACUCCCACCUUCCAAUGAUCACAUGGGUUCAUGUCAUUUCACAAGGGUUUGUUUGUUUACAUGUAUGUAGAUUAAAUAUGGUUAUUGAUCACAAAUGAAAGCAAGAGUCAUGAAUCAUUUCUAUCGCCUCCACCUGCACUCAUAGAACUGUAGUUACAUCCAGAUUUGUUCUCCGUGACUAUGAGCUUUUGACCCUAAAAUAGGGGAAAAAUGAAUGAAUUAUUUAAAUGAGAUGAUGACAAAAUACUUUUUCUUUUAUUAUUUUGCUGACAGUUUGGACACAAAGGUCGUUGUUUGAUGCCUUACGGGUGAGAAUGUGUUGCACAGAGAAUCCUGAGUCUCCAGUUGGGUUCCUCGGUGGUACGAGGCGUAAGUCAGUUCUUGCUUUGACUCAUGGGAGAGUGGUGAGGCUCACAAACGUGGGUGAGUCCCUGUCAUGUGACGGGAAGUGCAUCUGACUCGUGAAAGAAUUUACCGCUUCGGAUCAGAACAUCCUCAGAACCACUCAUCAUCGUCGCCACAGUGUUUUGCUGUUCAGAAGCCCAAUACCAGAGUGAACAAAAGCUCAUCUGCAUCUUGUCUCCUCCACCAGCGCAGACACUUCCUCGCUACCAGAAAUAUCUCUGAGCUUCAAUCUCCCUGAAAGGACCUGAUAACGCUCUUGUUCCGUCUUGGAAAUCUCAUUUGAAUUUGAGGAGCCGGAGAUGAAGAGGCAGGAAGUGUUGUGACGGCGGAGCAGGUGCCAUGACGGAGAGGAUAGAAGCCUUUGUUCUGGCCUCAGGAGCCGCUGUGACCCGGUGUCCUCGCCCCGGGCGGCUUGAUGACGUCACCGUGCCUGGAGGAUGAUUGACAGAUGUGUUGAUCAGCUUGUGAAGUGAAUACUGUCAGUAAGUGGAAGGAUUAUUGAUAAAGAGAUGCAGUGAUCGAUCAUUGACAGGCGGCUCAGCAGAGGGGCGUGUGGCUGCACUGGCCCGGAUCCAUUCAUGUCACGUAUCCUGGGAUCAGUUAUUGAUGAAGCAUGGUGAAUGGAUGGAUGGAUGGACGAGUGAUGUCGGGUUGGUAUGCGAGGACCCUUGGUCUCUUACUGGAUUGAUUUUCUGGAUUGAUGGGAUCAUGGCGGCAUCAUUGUUGUUUAUGUUGGAUUCAUCUGUUUUGGGAUCUUUAUCUGGCUGGAGGGCCAUAUCGACUGAUAGAUGAUGGAAUGGAUGAAGAUUGAGAGGAUUGUGGUGUUGAUGGAUCAGGCUGAUCGAAGUGAAGUGGCAGGAGGAGAGAUGUCUGGUGGCUCAGCGUGGAGCCCUCUCUCCUUCUCCAUCCCCCCUGCGCCUGACAACUGGUGGUGUCUUGGUCACCACUGGAGGUCGGCUCGACCCCGAGGAAGUUCCUCAUCUUCACGGCUGGUCGGUGGGAGAUGAGGCCGGUGACAUGAUCCUCGCUGGUCAGGUCCUUCUUCUCACUGCUGGUGAGUCAAAUGGCUCAGUGACCUGGACUUUAACUUGGAGAUUACAUGGUACUGUAGCUGACCUGGGUCCAGUUGACCAUGUGAGAGUGGCGUUGGACCCUGUGACCUUUUGGGCGCGAGAGUUUUUUUUUUUUUUUUUAAUGAAAUAAUCAACUAUGAUCUCACUAUUUCAAAAGGCUGUAGCUUGAAAACCGUCGGAGAUGAAGGCAUUCUCUUAAAGAAACAUCUGUGUUUGGGAUGGAAGUACAUUCACUCAGCUGUCUAGUUUGUCGCCAGGUUGCAAACAUAGUGAAUCUUGUGACUUGCAGAUGUUUAUCUGAUCCACUGGAGACACUCUUCCUCACCUCUCAAGCAACAGUGAUGAUGAUGGUCGGGCAAGUGGCGUUUCCAGUCGCAGCCUUUUCUCCCGUGGCAUCUACCACGUCUGCCUCUGUCACUGGUUUGUUCUUGGGGACAGUUUUCAAUCUCUUUCAACUCCAACGUUUGAUAGAAACUCGCCCACAGAUGUCUCUCAGAUUGAAGUCACAGGAGCCUGCCCUCUGCUUGUCUAAAGUAGGAACUACAUCAGGCUCCAUGUUGGCAGCUGGGCUUGUUUAAACGCUGCCGUCACAGAACAGCCGCAGGGUUAACUUGCUGGUGACUCAAGUAGGAAGCUGAACGUCAGGCUUUAUAGACGCUUGCAGGCUGCUAUUGUGGCGAGCCUCAGCGUUGGCGCUGGCCGUGCUCAGAUCCCAGUGAAACUCUUGUCCAUAGAUGCGCUGCGUUGUCGGAAAUGCUUAGUGGUGGUUCAGUGCACACUGCAUGUUUGAGAGCAGUCGUCGUGGAUGAGUCGCCCCUCGUUCGUCUGCAUUAGCCGUGAUGUUGGUGUGAGGCCUGGGCAGCUGGAUGAGCUCAUAACAUCAACCCCUCAGGCCGAACAUAGUCCUUUCUCAUUUCAUGAUUUUAUGUGACAGUUAUGUUCCCAGUGCUUAAUGUAUCUAUUAGGAAGCGUUCUACAGUCAGAAUGAAGCUUCUGUGUGGUCCAAAGGAUGAGAGUCUGCAGCUCAGCAGGAACCUUGGCCACGGAGCUCAUGAAUGAAUGAUGUAUUUUUUGAACUGACACUCACUCUCCUAUUCAGCGCCUUGACACCUGUGAGCUUCACACCCUGUUUGUCAUGGUUUUCCAUGAGAUUUUCCCUCCAUUUCUCAAAAUCUGUUCCACAGGAGACAAGAACCGAAGUAUUUGUGCAGUGAAAUGCCAUACUUGUUUAUUUGACUCCUCCAGUGAAUCAUUGAGUAAAUAAACAGCAAUUCAUACAAGUCAAAGACUAGCUAGUCUCAUGAAACAGCGUCACA